Messenger RNA from Myxocyprinus asiaticus (Chinese sucker), 1734 nucleotides. Its product is annotated as inositol oxygenase. Lineage: Eukaryota; Metazoa; Chordata; Actinopteri; Cypriniformes; Catostomidae. Gene Ontology annotation, biological process: inositol catabolic process. Gene Ontology annotation, cellular component: cytoplasm. The record is from RefSeq and is a predicted model, not a curated record. The transcript is spliced from 10 exons. The coding region runs from base 373 to 1224 and encodes 283 amino acids. Gene Ontology annotation, molecular function: inositol oxygenase activity; iron ion binding.
AUAAUUGUUUUUAUUGUAUAAGCAAAAAGCAACAUGCACAAAUAUAAUAUUCUCAAACUUGAUGUAUCAAAAGCCCUUAGUCAUUGUAACGGUGCAGUGUGUCCUUUCAAAAAAAACUGCAUUUGGGUCAAAAUAUCACUGCAAGAUUGCGUCGAGCACUUACACAUAAACACACACAUUUUUGCACACUGACAGGCCCCUAGAAAGCCUCAGACAGAGUGAACUGAAGAAAGUUAAAGUGUUACUAGUUUUUCCCACUACAGUUCAGAGACCCCAUAUGAGCACCAUUGAUAAAUAGAGCGCUCAGACACACCAGCUCCAAACACACGCAACAUCUACCAUCAUCCUGAGCGACAGAAUCUUAGCUGAACCAUGAGGGUGGUGAACCUGGGUCCGGAUCCAUCUCUGGCAUAUCGCCCCGAAUGUGCUCAGAAAGAUAAGUCAAAAUUCAGGAACUUUGAGAGUGGAGAACUCUUUGACCGUGUGUUUUAUACAUACAAGCUGAUGCACACACACCAAACGCUGGACUUUGUCAAACAGAAGCACCUGAUUUGGGCCGACUGCAAUCACUUCAAUAUGACUAUGAUGGAGAACAUUGAUUCCCUGGAUGAGCUUGUUGAUGAAUCCGACCCGGACGUUGACUUCCCAAACUCUUUCCAUGCGUUCCAGACCGCCGAGGGUAUCCGCAAAGAACAUCCUGAUAAAGAUUGGUUCCAGCUAGUUGGUCUAAUCCAUGACAUUGGAAAAAUCAUGGCCCUGUAUGGAGAACCACAGUGGGCAGUAGUUGGAGACACAUUCCCAGUCGGAUGCAAGUUUCAGAAUUCAAUAGUUUUCAGAAAUUCCACAUUUCAAGACAAUCCAGAUGAGAGGAAUCUGACACUCAACACAGAAUUUGGUAUUUACAAACCGCAAUGUGGGUUGGAUGAUGUCCUGAUGUCUUGGGGGCAUGACGAAUAUCUGUACCGUGUAAUGAAGUUCAACAAAUGCACCAUCCCAGAGGAGGGUCUAUACAUGAUCCGAUUCCACUCAUUCUACCCCUGGCAUUCUAAUGGAGACUACAUGCACUUAUGCAACGACAAGGACCUACAGAUGUUACCCUGGGUCAAAGAGUUUAACAAGUUUGAUUUGUACACCAAGAGCACUGAACUGCCAGAUGUGGAGAGGCUGAAGCCGUAUUAUCAGUCACUUAUUGAUAAGUACUGCCCUGGCAUACUGCAGUGGUGAACAUAUACCACCAAUCUACCAUUUUAUUCCUAUGACACACACUGAAUUCUUCAAGCUCUCUUUCUUUGAUAGGUCUCAUGAGCAAACUACUGUACACUUCACUUAGUACUAUUACUAUUAUUCAUACUAAAGGCUAAAUCAUACUCUACACAAGUGCACGAACGCAGGCGCUUCUAGCUACACAAGCUUGAUUAAGUGCGGUUAAAUUCACAUUCACGCUUUUUAAACCACGAUGGGGAAUCUCAAAAAUGCAUUAGCCUAUUAAGGGAAACAAGCAAACACAAACGCACAAAGUGGGGUUCAAAAGUCUGAUUCAGAAUCGGAAAAACAUUUUCAGAAUGUUGAAAAAUGAUAUAAAAUUAAAUAGAAAUAUUUAGGAUUCCACAAUUUGUAGAUCACUAAAAUCAAGCAAAUUUGUGAUAUUAACAGUUAAACUUUUACUCAAACUGUUAUGCUCAUAAUGUAAUUUGGAAUGAAAAAUAAACAAUUAAAUUAGAAAAAAAAAAAAAA